GCGGGCAGGUUUUUAAAUCCACCACGCUGUUACAAUGGGCUGGUGUUUGUCGUUGCGGUGGCAGUGAACUAACCACAGUGGACACAGAGGGCAAAGUUAACAGACUCCCCCGUCCUCUUUGGAUUUUAUUGUGGAUAUUGACAUGGCAAAAGGGAAGAAAAAUGUGCUGAGAAGAACCGAGGACACUGUUGAACAUAAAGUCACCUCACGCAAAGAGACAAAGGAAAACAAACCAGCAACAGAUAAGGAUUGUGCAGCCAAAGUGCCGUCAGUUUUCCAGAGCAAACCUAGAUCCCCUCUGAGCGACAGUUCGAGCAUGCUGAUCCAAGAAGGAAAUGAAUCUGAUGCAGCUAAUCCUGGCAUGUCAAAGCCAAAAAAAGACAUACCUAAUGAAAUCAAACCUGAGAGUUGUGAGUCCAAAGAGCAGAAGCCUGAAAUGACUUGUCCCAGUCACGGGAUGAAAAAACAAGCCACUGACCAAGUUGAGCAAAAAGAGUCCACAACGCUCACAAAUGUCAGGUCUGCAGCAGACAGCAAAGUUUCAGCGUCCAAAAGUCGGAGUAGAACUGGUCGCAGAGCUGGAGCAAAGAAAACAGAGAAAGCUCCUCAAAACAGAAAGGUCACAGACUAUUAUCCAAUCAGACGGAGCAACAGAAAAACUAAGGCAGAGUUAAAGAGUGAAGAACACAGACACAUUGAUGACGUGAUAAAGAACGACAUUGAAGAAGGAAUGCAGGUCAAACACAUAGAAGGAAAAGGAAGAGGGGUGUUCGCUGUCAAGGGCUUCAAAAAGGGAGAGUUUGUCGUCGAGUACCACGGAGACCUACUCGAACUGGCUGAGGCUAAAAUAAGAGAGGCCCAGUACGCUCAGGAUCCCCAGACAGGCUGUUACAUGUACUACUUCCAGUAUCAGACUAAGACAUACUGUGUGGAUGCCACAAAGGAAACAAGCCGCCUUGGACGACUGAUCAACCACAGUAAAACCGGUAACUGCCAGACCAGGCUUCAUCCCAUCGAUGGCACCCCUCAUCUGAUCUUGGUGGCAUCCAGAGACAUCGAAGCUGACGAGGAGCUGCUGUAUGACUACGGUGAUCGGAGUAAAGCUUCAGUGUUGGCUCACCCUUGGCUUAAAUACUGAAUCCACGACCACAGUGAUAUUUCAGAUGAAUUUGUGCUCUCUGCUGUCCUUUUCAUCCUCAUGUAAAAGAUGCUAUAGAUGAGCCGUCCUCAACAAUGUUUUAUAAGUAUAAAAGAUGUUUUUUUGUUUUAAAUGGAGGAUAAAGCUUCGCCUCAUGAAGAGUGUAUUUCUUGCAACAGUUUUUAUCAUGCUUUUAUUUUUUUUAUCUAACUGUAGCAGAUUGAUGCAAGUUUGAAGAGUGGACAAGAAGCGUUUCCUUUUGUAAUGAAUAUAUUGACAAUUGAAUUUCACUAUUGUAAAUUAUUGCCU
Molecule: messenger RNA, 1447 nt
Organism: Larimichthys crocea (large yellow croaker)
Lineage: Eukaryota; Metazoa; Chordata; Actinopteri; Sciaenidae
Gene: kmt5ab
Product: lysine methyltransferase 5Ab
Exons: 8
Coding region: 143-1138 (331 amino acids)
Biological process (GO): regulation of transcription by RNA polymerase II; regulation of DNA damage response, signal transduction by p53 class mediator
Cellular component (GO): polytene chromosome; nucleus
Molecular function (GO): histone H4K20 methyltransferase activity; transcription regulator activity; protein binding
Source: RefSeq, a predicted model, not a curated record